AUGGAUGUUCGUUUGUUUUUUCCAAUACGGUGGGCAUACGCGUACGUAAAGAAGUACGAUCCUAGUCAGGGGUCUUCGGUUUAGUUUCACUUUGAGAGAAGAUGAACUGCACUUAAAACUACUCUGGGUCCGCCCUGGCGGCCAUCUUAUAUGCAGGAACUAGACCUACUCCUAGUCCUACCCUGUCGUAGUGUUCGAGCUCCGGCUCACCUUUUCGACGAUAUUUUUGCAGGUGUUUGUUGCAAUAAUAGAGAGCGUUUUCAUCAUCUCGAUCGAGGUGGUGUCCCCCACUUGAAGUUUUUUUUGUCAGUUUUGAGCGACAAAAAUACCACCGAUAGUAAAAACUGCGUCUAGAAUAGAUUAUACCAUCUACUGCGACAAAGAAUGACUCGCAUCGACCGGUACCCCUUGCUGCCGGGCGUUUUCGCGUCGGUGUACCCGAAUCCAAAAUCCGAAACCGCCCACGAUACGAGCAAAUCUGACCCCGCGCCACCGCCGAACGCGAAGUGCAGUGCAGCCGAUGUCGCGGCGAUGGUGGCUAAGCUGGAGCACGCGGCGCCAGGUAGUCUACUUUGUUGAGAUUGAUGUUACCAUGCUGCAUGACAGACCAAUGUUUCUGAUGUAGAACAUCUACUGCUUUUGGUCAUCAAGAUCAAGACCAACAUCUUCAGUUGUAACAUUUUAUCAAACUUCAACAGGACCGCAGUACGAGGCCAACCUUUCGUUGUUGAAGCGGUGUGUCUGGCUUCAGAGCAAAUCAAGCGACGAGGGCUGGGUGCAGUUGCGUGCGGAGCUGGGGCCGAAGGGGACGGACUUUAUGUCGCUGAACCGAAAGGAUCCCCGGGUGGAUUUGCUUACCUACGGAAAGCCGCCAAAUACGUUGUCGAAAUUCGGGUUGUGAUUUUUUACCAAUCCUGAUAGAUUUGGUGUCGUUUCAUCUCCUCGCGUGAAGACAUCAGCCGCGCUUCGGUCUUGUUUGGGAUUCAGAUGAAAAGACGGCAUCAUCGUACUUUUCAAGCGAAAUAUUAGGGAAUCCUGACGGAAGAAAUAGAAACGCGAC
Molecule: messenger RNA, 1060 nt
Organism: Amoebophrya sp. A120
Lineage: Eukaryota; Dinophyceae; Syndiniales; Amoebophryaceae
Source: the annotation of a GenBank genome assembly